GGCAGCUCAAAAGAAAAGCAGAGACUCCCGAUGCAUUUGGGUUUUCGCUGGCGCCGCUUCAGUUUAUUCUUCAACUUCCGGGGCAGUGAACUCUCUCUCUCUCUCUCUCUCCUAUUUAUGCCCUCCACUCAUCCAUUGCUUGCGCCGUCUCAAGUCUUACCCAAGGAGCAAGGGUUUGGUGAGGUUUUCGCCUGCUGCCAUCCGCGGCCAUUCCUCGAUUUCGUCAAUGGGCGGCGGGGGCAGUGACGGCGACGGCUACAGCGACUGGGCGGUGCUGCCCUGCCCUCCCCGCCUUGCCGAUGUUAGUCUUGCUCUGGUCGGGAAAGUUGGUUCCGGCAAGAGCGCAACCGCAAAUUGCAUACUUGGAGACGACGCAUUUGAAUCGAAGGACUCUUAUAGAGCUGUCACUGAAACUUGUCAGAAGAGAAGCAGGGAGUUCCACGAUGGCUGUGCGACCCGUACCGUGAAUGUCAUAGACACUCCGGGCCUAUUCGACAUGGAUAGUACAGCUGAAGAUGUUCAGAAAGAGAUAGCCAAGUGCAUGGACAUGGCCAAAGAUGGCUUCGAUGCUAUGCUUAUGGUCUUUUCAGCUCAGUCUCGGUUUUCUUGUGAAGAUGAGAAGGCAAUUGAGUCAAUCAAACUGCUCUUUGGCAAUGAAGUCCUUGAUCACAUGAUAUUAGUUUUCACACAUGGAGAUGUAGUAGGGGGCGAAAGCCGUUGGAAGAAAAAGUUAACUGACAGUGCCCCAGCAUAUCUCCAGGACAUGGUGGACCUAUUUGCAGACAGAGUUGUUCUCUUUGACAAUAACACCAGUGAUAUGCAGCAGCGCGAGUAUCAGCUCAAAAAUUUGUUCCGUGCGGUGGAUUUUGUCAUAUCAAGAAAUCAUGGCAGACCGUUCUGCAACCAGAUGUUCACUCAGAUUAAGGAAAUGCAUCCAGUAUCCAUAUCAAAUAAAGAGAUAUAUGAUGACUACCUUAAACAGAUAAGCAAGAUGGUGGAGGAAAAGUUAAACAGUACAAUUGCAAGGCUGGAAACCCAGCUGCACGAAGAGCAGAAAGAAAGGCAAGCCGUAGAGAACAGCUUGAGAGAAGAGAUUCAUGCACUGAAGGAUAGCCUGAAGAAGGCUGAAGAAGAGGCCAACAAAUCUAGCAGCAAAUGCAUCAUUCUGUAAGAUGGUGUCCUUGGACUGUUGGACAAAAUUUGCAGCAUGUAUGAAUUCUGUAUGCUUCGCUAUCUGGAAACUCCGUAACUGCUAGUAGUACUACUUAUCGAGCAUCGUGAAAGACCUGAACAAGAUUUUGUUUUGAGUUUAGAUUGAAUUCUGUAUGCUUGGCUAUGAUAUGUACAUCUUGCAUGCA
This is a messenger RNA of Triticum aestivum (bread wheat), 1358 nucleotides long. Its product is annotated as immune-associated nucleotide-binding protein 9. The coding region runs from base 227 to 1171 and encodes 314 amino acids. The transcript is spliced from 6 exons. NCBI's taxonomy places the organism in Eukaryota, Viridiplantae, Streptophyta, Magnoliopsida, Poales, Poaceae. Gene Ontology annotation, molecular function: GTP binding. The record is from RefSeq and is a predicted model, not a curated record.